GGCUCGCGACCGCACCCAUGGUGCUGGCGGAGGCCAACGCCAGUGAAGUCCGACUGGCGGAGGAGCCGGACGACACAGUGCCCGCCGAAGCCACUGUGUUCCUGGGUGCCGUCGGUGUGCUGCUCGUCCUCCUUCUCCUGGCCUUUCUCUACAUGAACAAGCGCAUUUGCCUGUACGACCUGGGAGGACACUGCUGCGAGGAGCUCCUGGCCAAGCCCUCCCACUACAACGUCCGGACGAGUGUUCACGAGCCGGCGGACGGCGGCGACAGCUCGUCAGAGCCGGACGAGACCGUGCACGGCGGCAUCGGGUACGAGCGGCCCAGCCUCUACCGACAGUUCAGCCUGCAGCCUGCGCCGGCGGGCACCGCCCCCGACCGGCCACCCUCCACAGAUAGGGGACCGGACCUCAGCCUGGCCGAGCGGGGCAGGGUCGGCGGAGGCACCUCGUCCUCCUCGUCCUCCACCACGUCCGGCGAGGACGAUCUGACGUCAUCACUGCGUCACCGUGACGUCAGACGGCAUGGCCAGCUGUCGGGCCGCACCCGCAGUCUGGACGCGCCGCCGGAGGCCUCGACAGCACCAUGCCUGGGUCCACGCAUCACCCACACAGAGGAGCGUCUGUUUGACGUGGCUGACCUGGAGGAGCCCGAUCUUCGGUCGCCCUGCGGAGCCGUGGAGGUGGCCUUCGCGUACGACUUCCCGACCAAGAAACUAACGGCACAGCUGCUGCAGGCGCGGAACGUACCCAGCCGGGACAGGGGCGGAGCCAGCAGCGCGCAGGUGCGCCUGGUCCUUCUGCCCGGAAAGAAGUCGCGGCUCCGCAGUCGGGUACAGCCCGGACCGAACCCGCAGUUCAACGAGGCGCUGGUGUUCCACAAAGUCGGCGCGGAGGACCUGCCGUCCAUGGGGGUGCGGCUGCGGCUGUACGGCUGCGAGCGGCUGCGGCGAGAGAGGAUGAUCGGCGAGGCGGCCGUGCCCUUCUCCAGCGUCAACAUGGAGCAGCAGACGCCCCAGUGGGUCAGCCUGCAGCCCAGAGCCAACAUGACGCUGGCGCCGAGCGGCAGCAGCGGCGACAUCAGCUCCCUGUCCCGGAGCGACAGCACCGGCAGCACGCAGAGCAUCCAGCGAGGCGGUCUGCCGGAGCUGCUGCUGGGUCUGCAGUACAGCGCCGCCACCGGCCGGCUGGCCGCCGAGGUCGUCAAGGGCUCCCAGUUCAGGUCGAGCGUGGGCAGCCGGGCGCCAGACACGUACGUCAGGCUUCACCUGCUGACCUGCAACGGUCAGGAGAUAGCCAGGAGCAAAACGUCGCUCAGGCGCGGACAGCCUAACCCGCUCUACAAAGAGACAUUCAUUUUCCAGGUGCCUCUUUUUCAGCUUUGUGACGUCACGUUGAUGGUCAGCGUCUACAACAAACGCAGCAUGAAGAAGCGAGACCUGAUUGGCUGGUUCGCACUUGGCCACAACAGCUCUGGCGCCGAGGAGCGCUCCCAUUGGACGGACCUGAGACACGCGCGCGAUGUGCAAAUCUGUCGGUGGCACGUGCUGUGCGAGGAGUAAGGCCCGCUCUUUCUGGCCUCACUUACUGUGCUUUGCAACAUGCCAACGUUGUUGAAGCUUACCGAUUGCAAGCAGCUAUUUCGCCUGGGAGAGAUCCACGGGUACGCAAGUCAAGUGCUGUGUAAUUACCUAUGUAUUAGUUAAGCCUUCGAGCUUGGGGAUACACCAGGGACACACCAUAAUCUAGCGUGGAGCAAAAGCACAUUCCUCUUAAUUUAAAACUACGCCCAAGUUGAGCCGAAUCUCGCGCCUUGCUUGACUUACGCCCAUUUUGAUGCCUUCGGCAGCUGUGUUUAACCUCCUACGUAAAGUCUAAAGAGAUGCGUUGUGGAUCCUCCCUCGCUUCAGCGCGUGUGAGCACCUGAGUUCUAUUAACAUGACUAAUAGGCUGAGCUUAUCACUAGCUUGCAGCUCGACGUCGGUCGGUACAGCAUCCUACCCAAUGCCAUUGCUGGCCGGGUACCCCUCUUAUUCUUAAAUGCUGAGCUUAUUCUUUUCACGACAUAGAUUUACAAGUUGAGCUUAAAGCUAUUUAGAUUCUUGAAGACCCUUUAACGACGAAUCGCAUCAUGUUUUACUUUUGCGCUUUAUUACUGGUGCACUUAAGUUUCCCAAUGGCCCACGUAAGGCAUAGACGGGACAGGAAUGGAAUGCGCGGUGCCGACCACCGAACAGUAGGGUGAAUAGUUCCUUUGUUAUUCGGGAAUUUGUGAACCGAUUUUUGUGAAUCCUGACCUGCAUCUCCUGCAACGUGCCUGUUAGACCUGUUUCGCUGCACCUUUGAUGCGCAUCGUAUGAGAUGAGAAAAGCAGACACAUGGCACGGGCAGGGAGGUCGUGUGUUUGUCAUGUCCCUAUUUAGCUGGUUUCACGAAGUCCCCUGCGGGAAAACAUAAUUUGUACAAAGCGCGACUGUGACUGGACUGUUGAACCUUUGAUAAGAACGCGUGCUGGCCACGCUUAGUUGGACAUUGCUGCUCAACUUCCUGUUUAUCAAGACGCACAAGUAUUGUAACACAGCAUGGCUGCGUAUCAUUACGCGAAUGUCUACGUCCCGCACGGGAAAGGUAUUAUGUGCACCCUCAAUUUAACCUAUGUAGAAUGUGCAGUAGGUAAGAGCGAAGUUAUAUGCAUAUAUCUACGACAUUUUUUCCAGGGUGCGGUGUCUGGGAUCGUUAUGGCACAUGUUUUGCGUGUAAAAAGUAAUCAUCAGUGGCGUAGCCAGGAUUUCGCCCAGAAAGGGCCCAAUUCGGGUCCUGCGGGGCCUUUUCAGCUAAGGUGACCCACAUCGUCGCUAUAGCGGCCCUGUUUUGUACUCAGAGGGACUUGAGAAGCUCGUGACUCUAUUUUGAUGCCUCGGGGUAGGUUUUGGAUGUUUUCGAAGCCUUGUGAGCGUCUUAAGCUGACAAAAAAGGACUGGGUCGCAGGCCCAGGGGCCCUGCCACCUCUGCAGAGUGGCCAUGGCCCCAAAAACCUCACACUGUUUCACCAUUGGCAACCAGAGUCAGCAUUCUGCACUGAGGAGGCACCCGAUCCAGCUAUUGAAGCAAACAAAGUAGUAGUUCGUUGAGAAAACAACUGCAGUAAAAUGGCUGCUGGUGAGCUUUGACAGUUGCGAGUUGCGCCACACGCUGGGAGCGCAGUUGAUUAUGGGCGCGUCAAAGUGAACUUGAUUUCGAGUGGCAACGACAAGCAUGCCAAUUGUCUUUCUUUGUUCGCUGAUGUACGUACCGCAUUUGAGCGCGCGAGUUAUGAACAUGGUGUACCACAUGCGAGCACAAUUGUCAGUAUUUUUGUCGUAGUAUACCACACUGGACACUUCGCAGAUAUUGCCUUGCAGUGGACGCCAGUACUUUUCUGCAGUCGUUUAGUGUUCUUGCAAAUGCAUUCCCUGGAGGAAUGUUGUGUUGUACACAGUGAUCGCUGCCGGCCUUCACUCAUUAUGUGAGCCCGGCAGCGGUACGGUCCUAUAUGCGUCCGUCAAAACCCGAAACACGAACAUUGGCUUUGGUAUGCAUCAAGUGUACACGGUUGAGAUAAAGUAGCGCAGUUACUGCUGACAUUUGCCUUCUGGAUCCCAUCUAUCUGACCAGACCACAUCAAGCCCAGCCUGUCCUGGCCGUAGCCCAGGUCCCUGUCCAGCCGCUCACCACCCUGCUGACCGCUCAGAUUCCGCUCGGCUGCCCCCACCCGGAGCCCUGCUGGUGACAUCACACUCCGUCACCGGUG
Molecule: messenger RNA, 3787 nt
Organism: Pollicipes pollicipes
Lineage: Eukaryota; Metazoa; Arthropoda; Thecostraca; Pollicipedomorpha; Pollicipedidae
Product: synaptotagmin-14-like
Exons: 11
Coding region: 18-1559 (513 amino acids)
Molecular function (GO): phospholipid binding
Source: RefSeq, a predicted model, not a curated record